UUGUGUUAAUUCCCCACAGCAAUUAUAUCAGACGUUAACAGACUACGACAUUCGGUUCUACAUGUAUGAAAUCUUGAAGGCCCUGGAUUAUUGCCACAGUAUGGGGAUCAUGCACAGAGACGUCAAACCUCACAACGUCAUGAUUGACCACGAGCAUCGAAAGCUGAGGCUAAUAGACUGGGGUUUGGCUGAAUUCUAUCAUCCGGGUCAGGAAUAUAACGUCCGAGUGGCUUCCAGAUACUUCAAAGGCCCGGAACUCCUUGUAGACUAUCAGAUGUACGACUACAGUCUGGACAUGUGGAGUUUGGGGUGCAUGCUCGCCAGCAUGAUCUUUCGAAAGGAGCCCUUUUUCCACGGUCACGACAAUUACGAUCAGUUGGUGAGAAUAGCCAAAGUAUUGGGAACAGAAGACCUUUACGACUACAUUGACAAAUACAACAUUGAGCUCGACCCCCGUUUCAACGACAUCCUGGGCAGGCACUCGCGGAAGCGAUGGGAACGUUUCGUCCACAGUGAGAAUCAGCACUUGGUCAGCCCUGAAGCCUUAGAUUUCCUGGACAAAUUGCUGCGAUACGAUCACCAGUCCCGACUGACGGCGAGAGAAGCCAUGGAGCAUCCUUACUUCUACCCGAUCGUGAAGGACCAGGCUCGGAUGAACUCAGCCAGCCUGCCAGGGAGCAGCACGCCUGUGAGCAGUGCUGGGAUGCUGUCAGGGAUUUCUUCAGUGGCGACGUCUUCCCCCCUCGGACCUCUUGCCGGCUCCCCAGUGAUUGCCGCGGCCAACCCAUUGGGCAUGCCGGUACCUGCUGCCGCAGGGGCUCAGCAAUAAAAGAAUCCCCGUCUCCCAGAUGCCGGACUGAAGCCACCAUUAGGGCUGAGGGUCCUCCUCCAUCCGCCCCCCCCACCACAGUCACUUGUAGCCGACGUUUGGGGGGGGGGCGGUAAGAGAGAGACAGGAGGAGCCUUGGCUGAACCGUUGCUUGUGGAUUGAUCGUCCUUCCGUCACGUCAUCCAUAUGUAUAUCUCUCUCUUUCCCUGGAUAUAUAUAGAUAUGGAUGGAUCUUCUCAUGCCGAAUUCUCCCCCCCCCCACAGCCCGCCUGCCUUUUUUUUUUUACUUGAACUUUUUGUAACUCAAGAGGAACCCCUUGGCCAAAAUCCACCCGGCGAGCGUUCCACGGACUGUGUCUCGUCUGUCCUGCUCACCGUCGCCAAGUCCUCGAAAGACUCGCAAAGCGAGCACGCCGGUUCUUCCUGAUCUUGGUUUCUCUUGUCCUGACGACUCAACUGUUGUCCCCAAACAUCCCACCCCUUCCCCAACGCAGGGGAAACGUGUCGCUAUCACAACCCUCCUACCCCUGUUGAAUUCCGGCCUCGGGAAGCCAGCAAGAGGGGGACGCCGGGCUUCUGGAAGGCCACGUCAGCAUCUUCUGCAGCGGCGCAGAACGAACCCGGUUGCGGGGAAAAAAAGUCACAACGGUCAGAUUCCUAUUGGGUUGUCUUCUCAACGUAAAGCCUCCAGCCCUCGCCAUUCCCGAUCCGUAUCUUCUUCAAAAGAUAUCCGGCCCCAUUGCAAAAGCUCUCCCUGUAACGCCUUCUGGAAUCCUGGAACAUAAUUUUUCACCUGUUUUUCCUUUCUUUUGUUUUUGUUUUUUUAAAAAAAAACAUCUCAAACUUCGAACAGGUUAGAUCUUGGGAAACAAUGAGCUGAGGUGGGACACUCGCUUGUCCAGCUCACCUGCCCUCCUCUUUUUUUCCCCCUCUCCAUGUGCCAUAUGGCGAGAAAGAUCGCUGUGUGUGCCUGCGUGUUACUUCAUGGGAGCUGGUGGGAGAGUUGCAAGCUGUCUGUGACUUCCCUCCCCCCCCCAAAAGGGUGUGAAAAAACACAAAAACAGACCAACGGCGUCCUGGCGGAGGACCGUGUCCUCCCUUUUGGGGCUGUGUGUCUUGUCGACAACACGCCCCACCGAAGACUCCGUGUGUAAAAUGGGUCUCGCUCUUCCUAGGCUGAAAUACCCGACCUCGGAAUUCCUGGCUGUAAAUAAACUAUUUUUUGUUUUGUUUUUUAA
Molecule: messenger RNA, 2067 nt
Organism: Crotalus tigris (Tiger rattlesnake)
Lineage: Eukaryota; Metazoa; Chordata; Lepidosauria; Squamata; Viperidae
Product: casein kinase II subunit alpha-like
Exons: 8
Coding region: 62-829 (255 amino acids)
Biological process (GO): protein phosphorylation
Cellular component (GO): nucleus; cytosol; protein kinase CK2 complex
Molecular function (GO): ATP binding; protein serine/threonine kinase activity
Source: RefSeq, a predicted model, not a curated record